UUUACCUCAUCAAGUCAAGGUCGUUUAAGUCUUUCCUCUGUUCUCCUCUUCCUUAAUUCUCUCCUUCCAUUGUUAGACAAGGAGAAAGCUCCUAUGGCUCUACCCUUCAUUCCUCGUUUAUUCUUUCUCCUUCCCUUAACGGCCUUUUACUUUGCUAAUGGAGAAGAUGAAUCGCCCCUAUCAAAUUGCCCCAAGGAAUUCACCUGUGGAAACAUCGAUAAUCUGCAGUUCCCCUUCGCUCAACACACGCAGCCUCAUUGCGGCUUAGUCGUAGUAAAUUGCUACACAACACCUCCCACAGUCCAGCUGGGAGAUUGGUAUCAGCUUCAAAAUGUGAGUACAAACGGGGAGGUCAAAACAAUCCUCCUCGAAGACUCGAAGCUUCAGAGACUGUUCGACCGCCAUGAUUGCUCAAUCUUAAACUACACCGUCCAAUUUCAGAAUUCUCCUUCCAUCACGUUCCGCUAUUCGGAAUCAAACACCUCCUUUUUGCAAUGCAAUAAUCGGAGUAGUAUCUGCAAUUAUGAGAGGUAUAGCAACUAUGUUGAAGGUUUGAGUUUGUACUAUAAACGUCCCUCCUCGGCUCCAGAGAAUUAUACCAGAUGUAGUAGUGUUCCUGCUAGCUGUGCUCUGUUGCCAUCUCCAAUUAUUAUCAGGAAACCAAAUGCUCUGUUAACUGCUCAAUUUGGAGUAGAGCUUCAAGUCUCAGAAGCUUGUUAUGAGUGUUACUAUGGAGGUGGGAGAUGCACAGUUGAUAUCCACAAUCAAUUUCAUUGUGAAAAAGGAAAAAGCACCAUGAGAACGACAAUGCUUAAAGUAAUUCUAGUGACAGUUUUAAGCAGGACCACACUGAUCCUUACAUUCAUGUUCAUCCUACUACUCUGUAUUACCAAGAAGAUGUUCUUUUGUCCUUGCAAGAGCGUGACAACUAAAAUAAAGAACUAUCAAGAUGUACCAGAGUUUUAAAAGAGCCAUGGUCCGUUAUUACAAACUCCUUUAAGAAUGGACUUGAACAAGAACUUAAGGAGGCUUUGACUUUGCAUAUGAAGGGAAGUUGCACAAUGGAAGCCUUGUGGCGGUUAAGGUUUUAAAGGAACUAAAAGUCCGUAGAGAACAAUUGUUUUACCGUUGUAGAGUAUGACCUAUACUGCACAGUGAACCACUGCACAUUGAUACAUGUUACGGAGUAUUUUUAAUACAUUACUGGUUUGUUUUUGCUGUAUUA
Messenger RNA from Ipomoea triloba (trilobed morning glory), 1225 nucleotides. RefSeq names its product LEAF RUST 10 DISEASE-RESISTANCE LOCUS RECEPTOR-LIKE PROTEIN KINASE-like 1.1. The record is from RefSeq and is a predicted model, not a curated record. The coding region runs from base 94 to 966 and encodes 290 amino acids. The transcript is spliced from 3 exons. Gene Ontology annotation, molecular function: protein kinase activity. Gene Ontology annotation, biological process: phosphorylation. NCBI's taxonomy places the organism in Eukaryota, Viridiplantae, Streptophyta, Magnoliopsida, Solanales, Convolvulaceae.